AUGCUUCCAUCAACCACGUUCAUUUUGCUUCUCCUCUCCUACGCCCACGUUAUCGCAUGCGAUGACACUUUGCAUGCCAGAGGCGCUUGCAGCAGCAGUUACACUGUAUGCAGCCCCAAAGGCGCCGCUACAACAAAUGAACCUCCGAUUGGCACUGGAAUUUCUUCUCUCUUUGUCGAUGUCGUGGACACCCUCGAUAGCGCUAAUCUAGCAAAGCGAGAGGCUGGGCAAGACACUUGCGCGAUUGAGACCCGCGCAUCAGGAGGCGGUCUGUGCUGUGCCGAUGGAACUAUCUGUCUUCUUCUCCAGGACUUCGAGCUUUCCUUUUGCUAUGAUAACUAUACCACGAACUUCUUUCUCCCUGGCGGAUCCUACGGUCAAGUCCAUGACGGCUCUUACACCUCGACCGACGGCUCUAUAGCCAAUCUGCUCACGGGAAACUACACACUGGGGGACGGAUCAUCAGGCAAUAUCUACGGCACGCCCGCGACUCCUCCAAACACUGCGACUCUGACGCUGCCUACACAAGACACUGCCUCAGGAGUUGGUAGUGCCAUACCGGUAACGGCAUUAGGUCAAGAGGUCACAUAUACCACCACGAUACCUGGCACAACGGUUUCGCCUUCCGUCAUCUCGACUACAAUCUCAGCCUUGACAAUUACGGGCGGCAGUACCGUUGGGUCUGUUAUGGCCGAGGCUUUGACUACCGUGCCAGGAAGCACCGUUGCACCAGAGGUUACCACUGUUACAACAAGACUUGCAGCUUCCGCAACCAGGAAGAGCUUUGGAACCGCCCUGAUGCCAAAUAUUUCAGCUUUCGUUAGCGCUUUCGUGAUGGGAUUAGUCUUGAGACGUGUGCUAAUCUAG
Letharia lupina is the source of this 867-nucleotide messenger RNA. RefSeq lists its product as uncharacterized. The coding region runs from base 1 to 867 and encodes 288 amino acids. The transcript has 3 exons. The record is from RefSeq and is a predicted model, not a curated record. Lineage: Eukaryota; Fungi; Ascomycota; Lecanoromycetes; Lecanorales; Parmeliaceae.